Molecule: messenger RNA, 5030 nt
Organism: Nerophis ophidion (straightnose pipefish)
Lineage: Eukaryota; Metazoa; Chordata; Actinopteri; Syngnathiformes; Syngnathidae
Product: putative claudin-24
Exons: 1
Coding region: 2531-3277 (248 amino acids)
Biological process (GO): cell adhesion; bicellular tight junction assembly
Cellular component (GO): plasma membrane; bicellular tight junction
Molecular function (GO): structural molecule activity
Source: RefSeq, a predicted model, not a curated record
UAUAUAUAUAUAUAUAUUAUUUUUUUUUUUGCCGUUUGUUGGUAGCGUCACUAACCCAUAAAGAACACAUACAAGUUAAAUGCACAUAUCCAUAUGUAUGUUAUGUCCAAGAGUAUUUGGACAGUAACAAGAGUUUUUAGGAUUUUGCCCGUGUCCCGAAUGAGGAUAAGCAAAACAAUAUCUUAAAUAUCAAAUAGUAAAAAAGGCAAAUAACUCAUUAGUUAAGGUCCAAAUAUGUCUGGAACUAACUGUAAGAAAUAUAAUAAGUCCAGGAAUAUUCUGUAUGUUACACGCCACAUCCUGGAAAUCAUGUUUAAUCAUAUUGAGUUGACAUAUUUUAUUGGCAACUCAGGACACUAAGCAUUGAAAUGAUGUUUAGCUCUAUUGGCGGGGUAAUCCCAAUACAGUAUAUAUUAUAACAAAACAAUAUAGCAAUGCAAAGAAAUACUAUAUGGAGAAAAUGUUCAAAUGUAACAUUUUUAAAAGGGUGCCUAACCAUACUGCUUUUAAAGUCAGCACAGUAUAUGACUUAUUCUCUUUUAUGCCAACUAUAUUGGAUUAAAGGAGUGUAAAGGUGACUUUUUGAGUGUUAUUUCAUGUCUAGGAGAUUCUAAUGAUGAUAACAACUGUAUUUAGAAAGCUGUAAACUGUUUUCUAUGCUCUUGCUAUAAAAAUUUGUCAUGAAUAUAAUCCCACUUUGUGGAAAAACAUGUAUCACUGCCAGGCCCGGAACCAAUUAACAUAGACUAUAUUCUAGGUCAAUCUUUGCAACAUUAAACAUUAAGGGGGUUGGAAAAAAAUAAUUCAUAUCCAAAUGGCAAUUGUCAUUUAUUUUGAUUUUGAAUAGAUUCAUCCUUUUCCAGAAUUGAUUUUCAUUUUAAGAAUUUUUUUGCCCUAACACCAGCAACAAGACAAGCUUUCAAAUGUAUUUAAAAAAAUAUAUUUUAUUGUAAUAAAUCGAGAGGAUCGUUUUGAAUUGAGAAUCAUAUCUUAAUCAAAUUGUCUAAAUUGUAUUGAGUUUAUUUAAAAAAACAUUCAGUAUACUGGAUAUUAUUAUUAUUUAUUUAUUUAAUUAGAAUUUAUUUAUUUUAGCACCACGUACAUGUAAGUAAUUGAUUGUUCAUCUGUGUUUUUUUUUAGUCUUUUCUUUUGCAGUAUACUGUAUUUGAUUAAGCCCUGAUAAUAAUAUUUAUGAUUAACAAAUGGUUUCAUAUCAUUUGACAAUGUUGUAAACUGUAUGUUUUUAGGUUUUGAAGUUACUUGGUUUGUCCCAAAAAAAAAUAGAUUUUCGAACAAUCUCGAUUCUUAUUAAUAACUAUUCUUAAUCGAUUAAGAAAAGUUAAAAAAAUGUAUAUAUAUUUUUUUUAGUCAGUCCUGUCCAGCCAUUCAGGCAAAUCAUAUUGUUGAUGUAGAUGAUUAUAUCUGCUGUACACAUUUACUUUAGAAAAGAGAAGUGUUAGAUACUUCUCUAGUUGCCUUAUUUGUGUUUGACUUUAUUAAAUGUUUUGGGUAGAAUUUUAUAAAACACAAACCGUUUUCUUUUAAAUAAUAUAGAAAUUCAUCAGAGCUGCUUAUCUAUUUUAUGGAGGAGUGUAGUUAUUCAUAGAACUGGCACCCAAUGUUAUUAAAAAAAAGUAUUGAUUUUGAAUCUAGAAUUGUUUUGAAUCGAAUUGUAUGAUACCCAAAGAUUCAUAGCCCUGUUAGAUAUUUUCAUGAAUAUGAUUAAAAUCAAGAGUAAGAUUACCAAUACAGUGUUAGUUUUUGAGUGGGCUUGGGGCCCCUCCGCAGUGGAAAAGUUUGGUCCCGAGUUAAAAAAGGAUAAAAACCCCUAAACUAGACCACAAGGACAUGUUUUGAAUGUAGAAUAAAAACACCAUGGAGCCCCUUGAAUGCAAUAAUACAGUAUUCGUGUCGUAAAGACACAAGUCCCCACGCUAUUAUUCUAUUGUUUGUCCUCUUCUACUGAUGUGGUAUAACUGGAAUUGGAGCUUGAGUUGAGUAUAAUUGUGUUUGAGAAAUUGCUGAAAGAAUGUAGAUAAAUAUAUACUUUAUUAUUCUUCAAAAGAAAAUCACAUUUCCAGCAUCUUUACAAAGUAUCAAGUUUAAGUUAUUUGUUUAUUAUAUGAUAUUAUUAUCAGUUGAAUGAUGCAAUCAGUUAAAAAAAAAUUCAAAUCUUGGAAAAAUAUUUAAAAAUAUAUUUUAAAAAAGAUCAAAAGGCAAUUAAAUAUGUUGAGCGCCAAUGUCUUAAGAAAAAGGAAGUAAAUUGUCACAAUUGCCACUUGUCAAAUCACACUUUUUAAUGAAAACAAAUGAACGAGCUGACCUGAGUUCCACACGGCAGCACAGAAAGAAUCCAUUCUAGUCCACGUCUUAAUUUUUGAGCUCAUGUUUCAUUGCUGUCCUCGGUGCAGGAUGCCAUCAGAACUCUAAGGUUUCAUCUAAAAAACAGACUUCACUGUCUUUGCAUUGGGCGCUGGAACAAAAAAAGUAGUUGUCAGGCAAUAUACUGCGAUUUUUUUUUUUUUUUUUAAUGAAAGAGCCUCAAAUGUGGGCAGGUGGGAUUGACUAUGUGGCUCCUGUGGAUCCCUCCACAUUGAAGCAGGUUGUAAAGGAAGAGAUGGUUCUCCUCACAGCUAAAACCAUGCAAAGGACGGCGGUCUUCGUCACCUUCGGGGGUCUCGUGACCUCCUUGAUCACAACCUUCCUACCGUUGUGGAAGACGAUGAAUUCGGACCUGAACGAGGUGGAAAACUGGUACUCUGGACUGUGGCACAUGUGUCUCUACACUGAGGAGGUUGGGGUUCAGUGCAAGACUUAUGACUCCUUGCUGGGACUUCCAGUGGACCUGCAGAUCGCCAGGGUGCUGAUGUUAGUGUCAGUAUGCAUCGGGGCUUUGGCGCUGCUGGUCGCUCUGCCGGGACUGGAUGGGAUCCACGUGUGUUUGGAGCAGCCUGGAAAGAGGAGACGGCUCCUGGUCUUGGGCGGGGUGCUGGCUUGGGUGUCAGGGUUCAGCACGCUGGUUCCUGUGUCCAUCGUUGCUUACAACACCGUGGUGGAGUUCUGGGACAGAGGUUUUCCCGACGUGAUGCCGCGCUGGGAGCACGGAGAGGCCAUGUUUUCAGGAUGGUUUGGAGGCCUGGCGCUGAUCACAGGAGGAACGCUUUUCUUUGUAGCGGUGUGCAUGGCGGACUACGACACGCACACACAUUGUGUGACGAACAACAAGACUCAUGUAACACACGGGACACAACACUACCGCAAGACUGAGGUUUUGUAAUUGUUUCUUCUAUGGCAUUUUUUUCCACCUGUCACCAGUUUUAGUGUCAAAUCCAAAAUGUGACUUCUGAUUGACAUAUGUUUCCAUAAUUAUGUGAUAUGUAAUUGUGUUGCUUUUGGUCAUUUGCAAGCCAAUCACAUUAAAAUGUUUGAUUUCCUAACCACUUGACAUGAAAAUUAAUGAGGUAGUGCUUGACCUUUGUGCACCCCUAAGGCCCAAAACAGGCAUUACAUGUGUUCCUUAUGUUAAAGUAACCACUAGGUGUGGCGAAAUUAUUCCGUGCAUUUGACUUAUCUCCCUUGCUCACCCCCUGGGAGGUGAGGGGAGCAGUGAGCAGCAGCGGGGGCAACGCCCGGGAAUAAUUUUUGAGUGGAGUUUGAGUUUAUUUCGAACAUGCAAGCAUACAACAUAAUACAUCAAAAUUUCCAGUUUCUCUUUUCAACAUGUUCGAAAAGGAGUAGGAAGAAGCAGAGCUUAUUUAAUCCUACCCCUUUUCUUUUACAUAACAGUUGCUAAAACUUUUGUUCACUUCCUGUUCUCAAUGUCUUCACAAUAUACUCCAUAAGUAAUCACAAUAAAAAUAAAUAAAUAAUUGUUGAAGUAAGUUUUAUUCCAUACGAUGAGAUAAGAUUAUUUUGAGAAUGAAAGUAUGAAUGGGCGAAUAAAUUCAGAAUGUUUAUCAUGAUUCUUAUUUUUUGUACUUUGUAAACACUUUAAGUUUGAAGAGUUUCUUGAAGUGAAUCAUAUUAGUACAUUGUUUGAUUGCUUUGCUUAAUCCAUUCCAUAGUUUAAUUCCACAUACAGAUAUACUGAAGGUCUUAAGUGUUGUACGUGCGUACAGAUGUUUUAAGUUACAUUUUUCUCUAAGAUUAUAUUUAUCUUCUUUUGUUGAGAAGAAUUGUUGUAUAUUUUUGGGAAGCAGGUUAUAGUUUGCUUUGUGUAUAAUUUUAGCUGUUUGCAAAUUUACUAUGUCGUGGAAUUUCAGUAUAUUUGAUUCAAUAAAUAAAGGGUUUGUAUGUUCUCUAUAUCCAACAUUAUGUAUUAUUUUAACUGAUGUUUUUUGUAACACUGUUAGUGAAUGAAGUGUACUUUUGUAAUUAUUUCCCCAUAUUUCUACUCUGUAACUCAGAUAUGGUAACACUAGUGAGCAGUAGAGAAUAUGAAGUGAUUUUUGGUCUAGAACAUAUUUAGAUUUAUUCAUUAUUGAUGUGUUUCUUGCAACUUUAUGUUGUAUAUUUUUUACUUGAGAUUUCCAGUUCAAUUUAUCAUCAAUCAUUAUACCUAGAAAUUUGGUUUUAUUUAAUCUUUCAAUUUCUAUUCCGUCUAUUUGUAUUUGUGAUUGACUUUCUCUUCUACCGUUACCAAAUAGCAUUAUUUUAAUUUUACUGAGAUUCAAUGAUAGUCUGUUUUUGUCAAACCAUUUUUUUUUUAUUUGUUCAUUUCUUCUGUUAUUAUUUGUAUUAUCUUCUGUGUGUUCUCUCCUGAACAAAACGCUGUUGUAUCAUACCGCAAAUAAUACUAACUUUAAAUCUCUUGUAACUUUACAAAAGUCAUUUAUUUAGAGAUUGAAUAAUUUAGGUCCUAGUACUGAUCCUUGAGGUACACCACAGGAUAUAUUUAGCGUUAUAUAAGUGUGUUCGCUUAGCUUCACGUAUUGUUUCCUGUUCGUUAGAUAACUUCUUAUCCGGUUUAAUACUAACCCUCUGAUGCCAUAUCGUUGUAGUUUUUUGAUUAAAAUAUUGUGAUUUUUUUA